Molecule: messenger RNA, 2169 nt
Organism: Entamoeba invadens IP1
Lineage: Eukaryota; Evosea; Mastigamoebida; Endamoebidae
Exons: 1
Coding region: 1-2169 (722 amino acids)
Source: RefSeq, a predicted model, not a curated record
AUGAGUCAAUUGGAUGGCUAUAACAUGAUGAUUGUUUCAAAAUAUUUUAAAGAUAUUAAAGACUUUGCCACCCUCAUUUUUGUGUGCAAGAAAUUUUCAGACACCGCUGUUAAGUUUCAUUUCAACCCAAUACCUUUAACUCGAGAAACACUCAAAUUCUUCCCACAUAUUGAAACACUCUUUUUGUACUCAAUAAAAGACCCGAUACUCCGUGACGGGAAUAUUCAAAGAUAUUUUGCGAAUUUCACAUGUAGUGUAUGGGGAUACAAAUUCUAUUUGUCUCAUGGUGUCGAGUGUCGAGACGUCGGGUUUUUUUAUAAAGACUGUCUGUCAGAAGAACCGCCAGCAAUUCCAAAAGUAGUGUCAUCCUUCAAUCCAUAUUGUUUUAGUCGUCACGCGAUGCCAACGAUUAUCGUCACCAAGAACAUUCGAAGAGUUGCUGAGCUGUCGUUUGCAACAGCAAAUGUUCGGAAUGUUGUUUUUGAAAAUUUGAUAACAGACCUUCCAUUUGGGACAUUUUUGAAUUGUAAUCACCUCACAAACAUCACUUUACCACAGACAAUCACUUCUAUACAAAACUUGUGUUUUUGUGGGUGCAUGUUUUCCAGUAUAAAAAUCCCCGAUGGCGUGGUUUAUAUGGGAGAGCAGUGCUUUUCACAUUGUAUAAAAUUAAGGGAAAUCCAUUUCCCUCCAAAAGUAACAAAAAUUGAAAAUUAUUCUUUUAUAGGAAAUGACGCACUUUAUUUUAUUGAUUUUAAAAACAUUAGCGAGAUCGGGGAGAGUGCCUUUUAUAAGUGUAAAAGUCUUCAUAAUAUUGAAUUUGGUAAAAGUGUCAAAAAACUCGGGGAAAGUUGUUUUUCGAAUUGCACAAAUUUAGUUUCUGUAAGAUUCCCUAUAACACUCACUUCGAUCGGUUCGCUUGCGUUUUCUAAAUGUAAACUACAACUUGUGGAUAUCGAUUAUACACUCGAAGAUAACAGGGAAGUGCGUUUUGUUCAAGAAAACGUCGUGUUUCAGCACAACAAAACGCUUUUAUCAUUUUAUUGUAAUAAUCCUGAUAUUAAAGUGAAUGGAAUUAAUGUCAUACAAAAUACGCAUUUUGUAAUUUCAAAUGCUAUUUUGUGUUUGUCCAAUUAUUGUUUUUCAAAUUGUUUUGACAUCACAGAAAUGGUCAUUCCAAGUUCAGUUUCAAAGAUUAAAAAUGAUUGUUUUUACCGCUGUGCAAAAUUACACAAAGUGAUUUUUAUGGAAAACAGACAAAGUGAUCUUAUUCUUGGCCAAAACGCAUUUUAUUCUUGUGCUCAAUUAAGUGUUAUAAAUGUGCCAAAAGAACUGACACGUGUUGGACAAAAGUGCUUUUCACAGUGCAAUUUUUCCAUUUUUGAUUUUCAGAAGAGCACAAAAAUAAAAUCAAUUAAAGCUUUUACUUUUGAAAAUGAUAAAAUGCUCACCUCAAUCCAAAUUCCGUCCACAAUCACUAAAAUUGGACAAUACGCUUUUUGUGGGUGUGAAAAGUUACAAAUUUUUUUAUUUCCUACGCAAUUACACAAAAUAGAAAAUAACUGUUUUUCUCACUGUAAUUUAACAGCUCUUGACUUUGCACCACUUCACAAUUUGACAUCAAUUGGAGCGUCUUCUUUUUCGUUUUGUUCAUCUCUUCGUCAAAUUUCAAUGGGUUCAGUGUUAACAAAACUCCCUGACAAUUGCUUUGAAAAUUGCGUUUUGUUGUCCGCAAUUGAAAUUCCACAAAAUGUGACAUAUUUAGGAAAUAGAUGUUUUUCAUAUUGUUACAGUUUGAAAAGUGUUGUUCUUCCAGACAACUUGCGUUUUGUUGGCCAUCACUGCUUUUCGUGUUGCGCAGUUCAAAAUGUGAUUUGGCCAUCAAUUGCUUCCGUCCCAAAUUUCUGUUAUUACAAUUGCAGAAAUUUGGAAUCUUUCACUUUUGCUGAACAACAAAAUGCGUCAAUCACAAUUGGUAUUGCCUCUUUCUACAAUUGUAUCGCGUUAAAAAGAGUUUUGUUAUCAAAAAAUGUCACAGAAAUUUGUGAUUUUGCAUUUUCAAAUUGUAAAAAGAUUUUAACUUUUUCAAUCCCACAAAGUGUGACUUACCUUUCUUCUUUCUGCUUUGAAGAGCCCAACGACAUGUCCGCGCUUUUCAUUGGUUUUUGA